CUUCCCUGCCUCGUACGAUACGAACGCGUGUGCACCGAUCUGCGUGACUUUCCUCGGACCUAUUUGGACCAGUUAUCCAUCUGUCUCACGGCCUUGAUACGUCAGAAGAAAGCGGCUCGUGCUUACGGCUCGGCAAACUUUAAGCGGCAGAUCAGUGCGCAAUACCAUCGGGUGAUUCAUCAGCUUAAACCAUCGCUGGGCAAGAAGGACUAUAAUCAUGCGGUUCAAGAAGCUCGCGAACGAUUGCGCAAUCCCGACGGAUAUUUAGAUUUCUGGCAUCUGCUUCAUUCUCCAACUUACGCGCAAUGA
Messenger RNA from Echinostoma caproni, 309 nucleotides. Lineage: Eukaryota; Metazoa; Platyhelminthes; Trematoda; Plagiorchiida; Echinostomatidae. The record is from the annotation of a GenBank genome assembly.